Messenger RNA from Thamnophis elegans (Western terrestrial garter snake), 5784 nucleotides. RefSeq names its product dihydropyrimidinase like 2 (gene DPYSL2). The coding region runs from base 492 to 2210 and encodes 572 amino acids. Gene Ontology annotation, molecular function: hydrolase activity, acting on carbon-nitrogen (but not peptide) bonds, in cyclic amides. Gene Ontology annotation, cellular component: cytosol; cytoplasm. The record is from RefSeq and is a predicted model, not a curated record. NCBI's taxonomy places the organism in Eukaryota, Metazoa, Chordata, Lepidosauria, Squamata, Natricidae. The transcript has 14 exons.
CUUCGCUUAGGCUGGUGUCUGUCGAGCCGCGGCGGCGAUUCUCUCUGCGCUGCUUCCCUCCUCCUCUUCUUCCUCCUCCUCUUCUCCUCCGCCAGCUUCGAGGCUGGGCAGGGCUCGGAGCGGCAAGAGGGACGGCAAGGCGAUCGCGACUUUCUCCUCCGCCUCCUUGCGGGGUUCAUUGAGUUCCUUUGCAAGCUCGCCCGAGGUUUUGCACGGCCUUUGGGGCUUUUGUGCAGAAAUCCCCCCCUCUUCUUCUUCUUCUUCCUCCUCCUCCUCAGCUCUAAGGCGUGCAAAAGCAGGGAGCACUAUCGGGCUCUCCCCCCCGCGAUCCCCGCUUUGCAACCCGCGAUCGUGGGCUUUGAAUUCGCGAGGAGCAGAAAAACCCUCCCCAUCCCACCCGAGGACCGACUGCUUUUUUCCCUUGUCGCUCGCGGCGGGAACCGAGUCUUGGCGUGGGAGAGAGCGCUGCUUCUUCCCCGGGAGAGGUCGAGAUGUCUUACCAAGGGAAGAAAAACAUUCCACGCAUCACGAGUGAUCGCCUUUUGAUCAAAGGAGGCAAAAUAGUCAACGAUGACCAGUCCUUCUAUGCAGACAUUUAUAUGGAAGAUGGGUUGAUAAAACAAAUAGGGGAGAACCUCAUUGUGCCAGGAGGGGUAAAAACCAUCGAGGCUCAUGGGCGAAUGGUGAUCCCUGGAGGAAUUGAUGUCCAUACCCGUUUCCAAAUGCCUGACCAAGGAAUGACCUCCGCUGAUGACUUCUUCCAAGGGACAAGAGCAGCCCUGGCUGGAGGCACUACUAUGAUUAUUGAUCAUGUUGUUCCGGAGCCCGGCACCAGUUUGAUUUCUGCAUUUGAUCAGUGGCGAGAAUGGGCUGACAGCAAGUCCUGCUGCGAUUACUCUUUGCACGUGGACAUCACAGAGUGGCACAAAGGAGUUCAAGAGGAGAUGGAAGCUCUGAUUAAAGAUCAUGGAGUCAAUUCCUUCUUGGUGUAUAUGGCUUUCAAGGACCAUUUUCAGCUAACAGAUUCUCAGAUUUAUGAGGUCCUGAGCGUAAUCCGCGACAUUGGUGCAAUAGCUCAAGUCCAUGCUGAGAAUGGAGACAUCAUAGCAGAGGAGCAGCAAAGGAUCUUGGAACUGGGGAUCACUGGCCCUGAAGGACAUGUUCUGAGCAGGCCUGAAGAAGUGGAGGCCGAAGCUGUGAACCGGGCUAUAACCAUUGCCAACCAAACCAACUGCCCCUUGUACAUCACCAAAGUGAUGAGCAAAAGUGCCGCAGAAGUGAUUGCCUUGGCCAGGAAGAAGGGCACUGUGGUGUAUGGCGAGCCCAUUGCAGCAAGCUUAGGUACCGACGGAUCUCAUUACUGGAGUAAAAACUGGGCCAAAGCAGCUGCUUUUGUCACUGCUCCACCACUGAGUCCUGACCCGACUACUCCGGACUUCCUCAAUUCUCUGCUGUCCUGUGGAGAUCUCCAGGUAACUGGCAGUGGCCACUGUACUUUCAAUACUGCCCAGAAAGCUGUUGGGAAGGACAAUUUCACUUUGAUCCCGCAAGGAACCAAUGGAACUGAGGAACGGAUGUCCAUCAUCUGGGAUAAAGCCGUGGUUACUGGCAAGAUGGACGAGAACCAGUUUGUUGCUGUCACUAGUACCACAGCAGCCAAGAUCUUGAACCUGUAUCCACGGAAGGGGCGCAUUGCAGUGGGAUCUGAUGCUGACCUGGUGAUCUGGGAUCCUGACAACGUCAAGACGAUCUCAGCCAAGACGCACAACAUAAAUGUGGAAUAUAACAUCUUCGAAGGCAUGGAGUGUCGUGGGUCUCCUUUAGUAGUCAUCAGCCAAGGAAAAAUUGUGCUGGAGGAUGGUAAUCUCCAUGUAACUGAAGGGUCUGGCCGAUACAUUCCUAGGAAACCUUUCCCUGACUUUGUUUACAAACGUAUCAAAGCCAGAAGCAGGCUGGCUGAAUUGAGGGGUGUCCCACGCGGUUUGUACGACGGCCCUGUUUGCGAAGUUUCGGUGACACCAAAAACGGUCACGCCAGCUUCCUCAGCCAAGACUUCCCCAGCGAAACAGCAGGCUCCACCUGUGAGGAAUUUGCACCAGUCUGGAUUUAGCUUGUCGGGUGCACAAAUCGACGAUAAUAUCCCACGGCGUACUACUCAGCGCAUAGUUGCACCCCCUGGUGGCCGCGCCAACAUCACCAGCUUGGGUUAAAAAACGACACCGGGGGAGCCAAAGUCCACUUAGAGAUGGCGGGAGAGGGUGGGGGCACUUGGAAAGACCUUUUUUAAAAUUCUUUUAGAGCCUGUGAUGGUUACUGCGGAGAAGCAGUGGAUGAGGCCAUAGUCUCUCUCGCUCUCUCUCGCUCUCUCUCUUUAUCUCUCCCUCCCCUCCCUCCUUUUCCUUUUAUUGUUAACUAUUUCCCACCCCGUCUCUUCACAAAACCUGCUCACUUCUCCUUUCUUCCACACUUGGGAACAGAUACUCCCCUCCCACCCACCCCUUUUCUGCUUUUAAAAGAGAUAAAAACAUUGACGUGUAGAACUUGUAGUUGACGUGACCAUGAACAUCAUCAUUUCUUUGCUUUGCCUCUCUUAUUUUUUAAAAAUUUUCUUAUAAAAGGAAGGAUAAAGUGAAUUUCCCGUGAGCUGCCUCUUCCCCCCCCCCAAUCUAUUAAGGAUGUGUUUUCACUGCCGUGAAAGAGAAAUAAAGGGUUUAAACUGGACAUUUGCAAAACUGGACUCGCCAGGCAUGUGACUUAGAACGUGGGGGUAACCAUCUGAGAUCCAAACCCAUGAAAUGGCCUCCUUUCCACUAAUUAGAGGGAGGAGGAUUUUAUGCUGCUAAGUCAAGGUGUCAUUGUGAAGUGGAGAAUGUGCCCCAUCUUAUUUUGAUAUUUAAUAUCUUUAUCCCGCUCUUGAAGCAAUUGAAGGAUUCUUCUUUUUCUUCUCUCUCUCUAUAUGUGUGUGUAUGUAUACACAUAUGAUUAAGACUUGUUCCUGCCUGUUGCAUUGUUUGUGAUGCCUUAUUUUAGGAUGGAGAGAAUCUUUCCAUUUUCCUAUUUUCUUUUGAAUUUUAGGGCCUCCCUACCUCCACCAUAUUCUGGUCAUUUCUUGCAUCAACCCAACCUUGAUUUUUGCCAUCCAAAUUUUUCAGGGGUUCUUUUGAGUUUUGGAAUCAAAUGUAUACCUUCUAAAAGACAUCCUCCACUGUACUUUCCCUAAAAUUACAGAGGGGACCCUCCCUUGUUUAAACUCUUCAGUCUCUAUUGGAAGUAGGUUCUUAGAAAAUCCAAGCCACAGACUCUGAGGGAUUGAGAGCUCAGAGAAGGGAACUGGCCAGGGAGCAUCUUCUAAAUUACUUCCUGCACUUAAAAAAAUGUAUAUUGUACUGAAAAAAAGAAGACAUCGAUCCAUUCUUGCCACUAUCCCAAAAUAAGCGGGCCAGGAGCGCAACGUAAUUGUCACCGUGGCUUGCUUCUUCUAUUCUAACAACACAGUUGUUUCAUAGCUGGGAAUCUUAAGUCUACUACAGUAUUGCCCUUCAUGAGCUCAAUCUUCAUCUUUCUACUCAUAGUAAUAUUACUAUUGCUAAAGUGCCCAGAGAGUGUUGUGAAGUGCUUUGGGGGAGGACGUAAGCCUAAAUGUCAUUGCUAGUGUAGUCUUAAGAGAGUUGGGUCUUGACUGAGUGAAAACUGAGCUAUGGGAGAGACAUGUAGGACUGAUUCCCAGGAUGCCUUGGUGCAAGAAAAAGAGAAUGGAUGGAACCCGGGAAAUAGGAAUCCUUGCCGUUCUUUGAUCAAGAUGUAUCAAGAUUCGCUUUGGAGUUAGGGUUGUGCAACCUGUUUUAUGGAACAGCGGUUCUGUACUUGAAGGUUUGAGGGAGCCGGUGCCUGAAUCAAACCACGCACCCUUUGAAAUGCUUUGGUCCACGCUUGGAAUGAAACAGAGCAGUUCUGAUCUGUGUACAGAACAAAUUGUAGUUUCUUUGGCCUGGACACAAGCAGUGUGGGUGGCCUGCAGGGGAAAAAAAAAGUGAAGGACUUUGCCAGCUCAAGGCAGUAAAGGAAGGAUGACAGCGGACAUAAUGAGGAAGCUGAUGCAAUGCUCCUUGCUAGACAUGGGUGGCAGCUGAGGUGAGAGACUGACGUUUCUGGGAAGGUUUUGGGUUGAACCAGUGGAAUAUCCUACUUGGAACUGCUGAGGGGAGAGAAUAGGUGCCAUUCAUCAGCUACAAUCAGUUUUUGCUUUGGCCAAAACCCAGAAUCACUAAAGCAUUGAGCUUUUGGGUUUUCCUGACUUGGAGUGGUUCUAAAACCCUGCAUUGUUUGGGGUUGAAAAUAAAAUGCUUCUACUUUGGGCACGCUGGCACUUGGCACCGACUCCAAACUGCAGUGUCCAGUCACUGCUCUUCAAAUCCCUCGUGCUAACCGAUGGCAGUGUAUUCCUAACAAGCCAAUAGCACUGCCAAGGUCUCCCGAAUCAUCCUCCUUUUAAUAAUUUGUGCAAAGGUCUGAAUGUGGGUGGAUUAGAAGUGCUCAUCUAGGUGCGCAGAGGCCUCUUAGUAUUUAUUAUUGGUCCAAUGAAGUGGAUGCUCCUUUUGCCUAGUUCCGAAACCACGAUAGAAUCCAAAUGUGCAUAUUGUAUAACUUGUGAGUUUCAUCUGUAUGUAGCCCGUACAGGAACUAACACAAUUCACAGUACUUACCUGAUCUGAAUAUAUAGAAAUAUGACCGCUUUCCAUUAAACCUUCUAGGAGGUUAACAUGCAAAGACUUUAGAAUCUCCCUUUUCUUUCCCAUCCUUGUUGGGUUGGUUGAGUCAUUAUUUGGAUACAUCCUUCCUUUAUUGUUUACUUCUUCCUUUUUUAAGUAGCAGUCUUGGUGUACACGUAUGGGAUUAAUUUGUGCCUUUACUUAAUCUUGGAUGCAGGUCUUGGAAGGGUUUUAAUAGCCCCAUUCUUAAAUCCAGUCAGACUGUGUUAAACAAGAUUCUUCUUUCUACUUUAAACAAGUUUCUACUUUCCCUAAGCUAGACCAGAAGCCCUUUGAAACCUAAGAGGACGAAGGACACAAUUGCAUUCAAGGCCAAAAAGUCCUAAGGAUUUUACCCAGCACGUAUUUUACACAAUGAAAUAUUAAGAUUCCCAGAUAUACUCCCUCAUUAAAUAAGUCAUGAACGCUCCUUUCUCUCUUUCCGCUAAGUUACGGUCAGAAGGAGCCCCGUCCAACAUGCCAUUGUUCCUGUCACCACUUCCAUGCAUAGACCAAGCAGAGCAUGGCAUUUCUUCUCAGUUAACCUUGAGUUGACAUCCACAGAUGUGGUCAACUUUACUGGUCUCUUGUGGAUCCUUGACUAUCUAUAUAUUUUUUCCAGCUUGUCAAUACGGACUGGGCUUUCCUCUGUAGUACCGUAUUUACUGGAACACAUGUGAAGCCUACAUGUUUAUGUAGCUCCCCAAUGUUCUGGUAACUGGAGCAAUGGGUGAUGUGCAUAAUCCAACAUGUUUGUAUUCCUCCUUCCAUACAUUCAGCCAUAUGAAGAUAAUCCCUAGGGCACUUCCUGUCUUUGGUUUACAAUUGCCAAUGCUCAGGGCGGAGUGGGGAAAAAAAAAACCCUGCCAUUUGGAUGCUGAAAUGUACGGUGUAAUAGGUAUGAAAUUUGAAGUUAAUCUGCCCGUUUUUCCUUUUUGUUCAUGUUAACAAAUUCCAGACCAUUUCAAAUGGAUUUCUUAAUUUUUUUUUAAUUUACUUACGAGAUUGCACUUUUAUUAAGAAAAUAUUUAGUAAG